This is a messenger RNA of Drosophila subobscura, 5078 nucleotides long. It is a transcript of the gene ss, whose product is annotated as single-minded homolog 2. Lineage: Eukaryota; Metazoa; Arthropoda; Insecta; Diptera; Drosophilidae. Gene Ontology annotation, molecular function: protein dimerization activity; transcription cis-regulatory region binding; nuclear receptor activity. Gene Ontology annotation, biological process: regulation of transcription by RNA polymerase II. Gene Ontology annotation, cellular component: nucleus; aryl hydrocarbon receptor complex. The coding region runs from base 805 to 3963 and encodes 1052 amino acids. The transcript has 9 exons. The record is from RefSeq and is a predicted model, not a curated record.
AGCGUUAACGUGGCCGCAGUCAGUCGCGCCCAAGAAGAAAAGCGCGAGAGAGAGAGACAUACAGUGAGUGGGAGCCAGCAAGAAAGAGAGAGAGAGAGAGAGAGAGCUCAAUAGUUUUUCGGCAAACAACAGACGGUAGAGGGGUCGCGCCCCACAACGGAUGGUCAAACAAAGCCGUCGGCGCUUCUGCUUCUGCUGCUGGUGCUGCUUCCUCUGCUUCCCUCUCCUUGCUGCUGCCAGUCAAUUUCAUUUCAAACGUCUGCGUUUCGUCUCUGUCUCAUCGCGUUUCGGGCUCAUUCAUUCGUUUCUGGCGCUCGCGUGCAGUCAGCUGCUUCUCAAAACUAACGGUUCUUCAAAGCCGUGUCGCCGUCGCAAAAGUAUUAAAACUCCAGUGCAAUAAGAGGAAAGAAGACAGCGCGAUGAAAAAGCAAGCAAAAUGUAAGCGUGAUGAUAAUUAAAAAUAAAAUACCAGCAAGAAAGAAACAAAAUUUACGCGUGGCUACAGCACCGAAACCAAAAACGACAUCGAAGCAGCAGCAACAGCAGCAGCAGCAGCAGGAUCUCCCCGGGUCCAAACGCUGCCAGAAGAAGCUUCUGGUGGCUGUGUGGUGGAUCAACCGUGUGGCCAGAGUAAACCGAAUCAAUAAAUAAAAACCAAUUACAACAAAAAGGAAAAGAAAAGAGCAAACGAAACCCACAAGAACUGCGAGCGAGCGAGCGAGCGAAGAAUUGAUAUAAGAAAAAUAAUAAUCAGAAGAGUAAAAAUCAUUCACAACGGCGACCAUAACGAACUCCGCCCUAGCGAUGAGCCAGCUGGGCACCGUCUACGCCACCAAGCGGAGGCGACGGAACGGCAAAAGCCUGAAGCCGCCGCCCAAGGAUGGCGUCACAAAGAGCAAUCCAUCAAAGCGGCAUCGGGAGCGCCUCAACGCGGAGCUGGAUCUGCUGGCCUCGCUGCUGCCCUUCGAGCAGAACAUCUUGAGCAAACUGGAUCGACUGAGCAUACUAAGGCUGUCCGUUAGUUAUUUAAGAACCAAAAGUUAUUUUCAAGUUGUUAUGCAUAAGGAUAAGGAGGAGAACGGUGUCCUGCCCCACAUACACGCACACGAUGGCUACAGGACACGGGAGCUGGGCGCCUUCGAGCACGGCCUGCUGGAUGGUGAUAUGUUCCUUCAGGCCCUAAAUGGAUUUCUAAUGAUUCUGACAUGCGAAGGCGAAGUCUUCUUUGCCACGCACAGCAUCGAGAGCUAUUUGGGUUUCCAUCAGUCGGACAUUGUCCACCAGUCCGUGUACGAGCUGGUCCACUCGGAGGAUCGCGAGGAGCUGCAGCGCCAGCUGCUGUGGAACAGCUUCCUGCCCGCGGACAUGUCCAGCAUGCAGCUCUCGGAGACGCUGGCCCCCGACAAGGCGCUCUACCUGGAGCGCAGCUUCACCGUUCGCUUCCGCUGCCUGCUGGACAACACGAGUGGAUUCCUGCGGCUGGACAUACGGGGCCGCAUCAAGAUUCUGCACGGCCAGAACCGAAAGACGGAGGAGCCGCCGCUGGCGCUGUUCGCCUACUGCACGCCCUUCGGCCCGCCCAGCCUCCUGGAGAUUCCCCACAAGGAGAACAUGUUCAAGUCCAAGCACAAGCUGGACUUCUCCCUGGUCUCCAUGGACCAGCGCGGCAAGCACAUCCUGGGCUAUGCGGACGCCGAGCUGGUCCACAUGGGUGGCUACGACCUGGUGCACUACGACGAUCUGGCCUAUGUGGCCAGUGCCCAUCAGGAGCUUCUCAAGACAGGCGCCUCGGGAAUGAUCGCGUAUCGCUACCAGAAGAAGGACGGCGAGUGGCAGUGGCUGCAGACCAGCUCCCGUCUGGUGUACAAGAACUCCAAGCCGGACUUUGUGAUCUGCACGCAUCGCCAGCUGAUGGACGAGGAGGGCCACGAUCUGCUGGGCAAGCGGACCAUGGACUUCAAGGUCAGCUACCUGGACACGGGCCUGGCGUCCACCUACUUCUCGGAGGCGGACCAGCUGGUCGUGCCGCCCAGUGCCUCGCCCACGGCCCACGCCCUGCCGCCGCCUGUGACCCCGACGCGGCCCAAUCGGCGCUACAAGACGCAGCUGCGGGACUUCCUCUCGACGUGCCGCAGCAAGCGCAAGCUCCAGCAGCAGCAGCAACAGCAGCAGCAGAACCAGCAGACGUCGCCGCUCGGCGGCCAGGUGGGCUCCCCGGCGCCUGCCGUGGCUGUGGAGUACCUGCCCGAUCCGGCGGUGGCUGUGGCCGCCGCCGCCUACUCCAACCUCAAUCCCAUGUACUCGGCCUCGCCGUAUGCCAGCGCCGCGGACAAUCUCUACAUGGGCAGCUCCAUGCCGGCCAAUGCCUUCUAUCCGGUCAGCGAGAAUCUCUUCCAUCAGUACCGGCUGCAGGGCGCCGUCGGGGGCUACUACACGGACUACCCGCACUCCGGGGCACCGGCAUCGGCGUAUGUGGCCAAUGGCUUCCUCUCCUACGAUGGCUAUGCGAUCGCCUCCAAGGCGGACGAGAAGUGGCAGGAGACGGGCAAGUACUACAGUGGCUACAGCAGCGGCUAUGGCAGUCCAACGUCCACGCCACAGCAAAUUCCCCUCAAGACGCCCAAGUCUUCGCCGCAGGUUAUGGAGGUCAUCUCCUGCUCCUCCGACGGACCAUCGCCGGUGAGUGGUGCCACGCCCAAUGGCGCGAUACCCGUGACGCCCAAAGUGGAGCUUGCAGCAACAGCAGCGACGGCGGCGGCAGCGGCAGCGGCAGCUGCGGGCGGGGAUCCCUACGAGCGGCAAACGGUGCUGAUGUGGGGUACCACCCAUUCCAGUGGCGUUCCCUUGAACAGUCUGCAGGGUGGACGCUCUGGCUCGCCCCAACGCCUCGCCACGCCCCUCACCAAUGGUCUGGGAUACGCCACGAACAACAACAACAACGAGCAUGAGCCGGCGACGGCGGCCAAGUGGAACGGAGUGAAGGAGCUGCCGGGCAAAUCGGCCAGCGCCAGCACACCGGAGAGCUAUCAGAUGCAGCACGACGACUCCGGACUGUACUCUGCCUCCUCGCACACGACCUCGCCCCAGCAGCAGCAGCAGCAGCAACAGCAGCAGACCCAACGUGGAGUUGGUUCCAAUGUUAGCGCUCCCAGUAUUCCCCUCACGCACCCAGUCCAGGCCGUCACGGGCACAGGCACCGGCACGGGCACAGAUCAUCAGGCCGUGCACCCGUCCAGCUGCCACCAACAGCAGCAGCAACAACAGCAACAGCAACACCAGCAGCAACAGCAACAGCAUCAUCAUGGCCACCCGCAUCCGCACUCGCAUCAUCAUCACCAUCAUCAUCACCAUCAUGAGGCGGCGCAUCAUCAGCAUGCAGCAGCGAUCAUACUCACGACCCAUCAGCAGCAGCAGCAGCAGCAGCAAGCGCUUGGCGGCUAUCCACUGCAUCAUCCACUGCAGCUGGUGGGAGGAGCAUCCGAAUCGCCGCCGCCACCCACAACCCGCUCGCCCACAGCCCUGCCCGCAGUCAGCAGUCUGCUCAAUGGUGGAGCAGCCACAACCGAUGCCGUUUCCCCCUACCAGCAGCUGGCCAUUGUCUCCACGCCGCUGGUGAUCUGCGCCGAGGAGGUGGGCAUGGCCCUGCAGCCGCUCAGCGAGAGCAGUGAGACAACGCGGAUGGGACGCAAGUCGGCCAAGCAGCAGGUCCAGCAGCAGUCCUUGCAACAGCAGCAGCAGCAGCAGCAGGCCGUGCAGCAACAACAGCAAACGCUCUACCAGCAGCAUCAUACGCAUCAUCAUGCACAUCCACAGCAUCAUCCGCAGCACCAUCUGCUCUAUCCGGCCAACAUUACGGCGCACACAGCCUUGGCCUAUGCCCCGCCGACGGCUGGAGGCGCCUACGCCGAUGGCAGUCCGCUGCUCUCCUUCUCGGAGGUGACCAACACGCUGCUCAACCAGUGAGGAAGAGGGAGGGCACUGUAGGAGCAGAAGAGCACAACCAUGUUCAACAGUUUUGCCAAAAUGUGGACUAUGACUAUCGUAUCUUCCAUAAUCUGAACCCCAGCACCAAGCAACCCAGACACCCAGCAAUAUGUGGAUAUAUCCAGGCGCACACCGAUUCAUUUGGCUACUCCUUGGUUGAAUCUGAGCAAACAGCAAGAGAAAAACGAAUUAUAUUUAUUUUACUGUGAUAAUUUAUAGAUACAUUUAUUGUAUAAUUGAAACUAUAUCCUUAAUAUCCGUAUCCGUAUCCAUAUCCGUAUCCACACUUCCAUAGACACACGAAAAGGGCAAUAGGAUUUGGGUACAAAGCCAGCACAAAGUUAAGAGGGGAACCGAGUCGAUAGAUAGAUAGAUCCCUUCGACAAUCAAUUUCAGUUGUAGUUGUAACCAAAGAUAAUUCUCUAACUAACUUAAACAUAUUGUUUUAGCAUAAUGCCCUACGAUCCAGAUUCAUAUUGCGCCCAACAUUUGUUACCGAACAAAGUGGGGGCGGUGAAUGCCUAAAUAGUUGCGUUUAAGAGUGCUUAAGUAGAACCUAAGAUAAUACCAGAUGCUUGUAUCCAUAUUGUAUUUAAUUCAACCCUAGACAUAGUGCGCAAUGCAAGUUAAUGUAAUUCAUUCAUGAUUCCUAUGGUUUAGCAUGUAAUUCGACUAAUCCCUCAGCGGAUAUACGUACUGUACAUUUGUACAUUUAAAGUUUUCUUGAAAUUUCUAGUCGCCCGCAUAAAACAAACAUUUACUUAUAAAUUAAACAAACUACCAUACUAUAUCUCCACUUCGAUUGUGUCCAAGCAAUUUCCGUUCUGUCCUUUGUAGUCUGUACUACGAUGACAACAUGGCAUGGACCUUUGGCAUAAGCUAACAAAAUUAAUGCGUAAUGUUUUCGAUGAGUAUUCGCAUCCAAAACGAAACAAAAACAAACACAAAAACAUACAAAAUAUGUAGAUACUCUCUCAGCUAAUCAGUGGGAAAAAUCAUAUCAAUUUCAAUUACAAAUUUAUUACGCAGCCCGAGUGCAUGUAAAGCGCCUAUCCAAAACAAUCAGAGCGAAAUAAAUCUAGAUAAUAAUCGAA